Molecule: messenger RNA, 945 nt
Organism: Xenopus tropicalis (tropical clawed frog)
Lineage: Eukaryota; Metazoa; Chordata; Amphibia; Anura; Pipidae
Gene: or65b3
Product: olfactory receptor family 65 subfamily B member 3
Exons: 1
Coding region: 1-945 (314 amino acids)
Biological process (GO): signal transduction; G protein-coupled receptor signaling pathway
Cellular component (GO): plasma membrane; membrane
Molecular function (GO): olfactory receptor activity; G protein-coupled receptor activity
Source: RefSeq, a predicted model, not a curated record
AUGGAGAAUGUGUUCAACACCAGCACCAGUUUUAUCCUCCUUGGUAUCGAGGAGAUGGAACAUAAUAAAUAUCUGUACUGUGCGUUUCUGCUCAUUACCUACCUACUCAUUCUGCUGUUUAGCUGCUUGAUCAUCUCUGUGGUUCUGCUGGAUGAAAGCCUCCAUUGCCCCAUGUACACUCUCAUAGCCAACCUCAUGCUAAAUGGCAUAUUUGGGGCUUCCUGCUUCCUCCCCAAGUUAAUACUGGACUUGUUCUUCUCAUCCAAAGUGAUCUCCAGAGCCGCCUGUUUCAUCCAGUCCUUCUGCGUUACAAUUUUCGCCUACUUUGAAAUUGCGGCUUUUACCAUCAUGGCGUAUGACACCUACUUAGCUGUGUGCCACCCAUUACGGUAUCCCACCCUAAUGACCAACAAAACUGCCUUGAACCUCAUUGUUGGAUCUGUGGUCUUCAACGUCAUCUUUGUGCUGAUCAGUGUCCUUCUUUCUGCCCGACUCCCUCUUUGUGGCUCUCAUAUUAACAAUUAUUUUUGUGAUAACAUGUCCAUCUUCAUCCUGUCCUGCGUCGAUAGCUCUGUCAAUAGGUUAUACGGCACAGUCAAGUUUGUUGUUUAUCUGAUGGUCGCCAUGAUAAUCAUAGCCUACUCCUACAUGCGGAUUCUUCUCAUCUGCCUUAAUAUUUCCGGAGACUCCGGUAAGAAAGCCAUUCACACGCUGGUGACCCACCUACUGAAUUUUUCCAUUUUCCUGAUAGGAGCCCUGUUUAUAUUUAUCCGAUACAGACUGGAGAGCAUUAACCUUCCUCUUGUUUUUCACAUUUUGCUCUCGGUUACUGGCUCGGCCUUUCCUCCUCUUCUCAAUCCCCUCGUGUAUGGAAUAAGGACAAAAGCACUGAAAGCAAAAGUGAUUUCUCACCUAGAAAAACUUAAGGUUAAUAAAUAUAUCUGA